This is a messenger RNA of Marchantia polymorpha subsp. ruderalis, 5259 nucleotides long. NCBI's taxonomy places the organism in Eukaryota, Viridiplantae, Streptophyta, Marchantiopsida, Marchantiales, Marchantiaceae. The record is from the annotation of a GenBank genome assembly.
CUCUCCGCUUGCGCAACAAAGUCAAGAUCUACUCUGACCUUCUAACACCAUGUUUCAAUCACAGAGUAUGAAAGAACACGAUUUUUGUGUUCAAAUGUUGUCAUUGCCUUGAUCGCUCACACGAUUCAAUGAGAAGAUCUGAUUGAAGAGGAUGCAUACUUUUUCCCCGUGCUAGCCAUCGUAGUGUCUGUCUUCCCGUUGGUAUUGAUGCAGCUAGAUUCGCAGUCUCCCAGUACAACUGUCGAUUCAGUUUUUCUACAACCCAGAGUUCGUCACAUCUGAGAAAUCUAUGACCUUUUGCUUUCCCAUCGCGCCAUCUUUGCUGAGAACUUGAUUUCAGUGCAAGAGAAUUCAUGCCCAGCACGUUCAUGUGACACUGCGAAGGGAAGACCAGUUUUCUUCGGGAGAGCCGGGCUUUCGGAUUGAAGAGAGGGCCUCCUGUACGCGUUGAAGGAGAGAGCAGGAGAGAAAGGAAGGGGCAGGUGCGUCCAUCGUCUGUCACGCUGCUGCACUUGCGACACGACUUGUGGAAUGGACUCCGCACGAGAGGAACCGGAGCUUCCCUCCGCCAUCCAGGACCUUCUACAGCGUCUGGAAGGACAAGGCAGGCCUAUAACGGAGCUUCCCGUUUUACUCGGGCCAGAAUUUCGGGAGUUCUUUCCUUGGGAGCGUGCAUCACUUUCGACAAUCACAGGGUGGCGAAGCCAAGUGCGCCUUCGAGUGCUGGAGGCAAUCGGCAACUGCAACACCUUUGAGAGUCUGAAAGUGGGAGACAUUUGUGGGGGAGAUAUAUCGAGGUUGACGGCAAGCGAGUGGGAGAUCGUUUUCAGAGGUUUCAGGUCAAGCACCGCUCUACGAUCGAUAAGAGUUGGAGUUGAAGAAAGAGGCUUGAAAUGGAGUUCAGACGCGGAAGUGGAGAGCUGGUGUUUAGAGCUGGGGAGAAUUCUGAAUUCUUCUAGCGUUACAAUUUUAAAAGUGCACGAGAGCAGAUUGAGUGCCAGAUGUUGGUCGAAUCUCGCCUCAGGACUGCGAGGACAUUCCGAUUCUAAACUCCAGUCUUUGAUUGUAUGGGAGGCGUGGGAGGACGAGAGUGCGGUGAAGCAUGUGGCUGAGAUGAUCAACAGUGCUCCUCUAUUAGAAACGUUGGACUUAGAUCAUUGGGAGUACAUGAACAUGAAGGACGAGACCGUUGGAAUCCUGUCCCAGGCGUUGAUCCAGAGCUCGUCGUUGAAGGUAUUGGUCCUGAGAGGCCAGGUGAAGUGGGGAGGGCCCUUGUUGCUGAAAGCAUUGGCCGGAGACGAUCGCAACCGAUCCAUUGAACGUCUUGAACUAGCGUUUAUGGAUGGAAUCGGAGACUGUUUAGGGAAAAUUCUUAUUUCCAACCCAUCAAUGAAGAAAGUGGAGUUGCCCAACUUGCAGAUGAGUUCUGAGGAAUGGCACCAGCUCGGCGAAGUCAUACGUGACAAUGCUAUAGCCACAACUAUAUAUGUUAGCUUUUAUGGUGAUGACGACUGGAAGUCAAUAGAAGCUCUUGCUGGUUCUGCUAGCUCCGAUGUCAAUGACCCCACGCUGGAGCUUAAGAAAUAUACUGAGAGGGAAGAUGACCUGAUGUUAUCAUUAAACCUACUAGGUAGGGUACUGCGCGGGGAAAUCAAAUCGGUAAAAUCUCUGGAAAUAGAAACGCCAAGAUCUGGCGGAAGUAUCAGUUUCAGUAUCCUCCCGAUGAAUGGCAAAACUGGAGAAACCUCAGUCCAGAAGAGACUGAGAUUAUCUGUUCGAAGCGAAGAUCUUUCGAAGGGAGUAUGGGAGGAGCUGCUUCGGUGCAUGCGAGGGAACCACCUCACUCACUUGGAUUUGUCUGGCUCCGCAUUCGACGAGGAGGCGUUCAAGGACGUGAUUGGAGUACUAGGUAGGGUACUGCGCGGGGAAAUCAAAUCGGUAAAAUCUCUGGAAAUAGAAACGCCAAGUUCUGGCGGAAGUAUCAGUUUCAGUAUCCUCCCGAUGAAUGGCAAAACUGGAGAAACCUCAGUCCAGAAGAGACUGAAAAUAUCUGUUCGAAGCCAAGAUCUUUCGAAGGGAGAAUGGGAGGAGCUGCUUCGGUGCAUGCGAGAGAACCACCUCACUCACUUGGAUUUGUCUGACUCCGAACUCGACGAGGAGGCGUUCAGGGACGUGAUGGGAGUACUGGAGAGCCAAGUGAACUUGGGUCUCCAGGAAAUCGACGUCUCACGAACAUCGUGGGCAAGGGACGGAAAGACGGCGCAGAUUCAACAGGCCCUGCAGCAUAACAAGGAGCGGGCCGGCUACAUGUCCGUGUUCCGAGAAGCCAACUUAACAUUCGGAGAUGCAAAAGCUGGCCGACUCUUCUUAUGCGGCUCUCCUCGAGCAGGCAAGACUCAAUUGCGUAAAACCUUGAUGAGGAUAAAUCAAGGCAAAAGCUGGCUAGGCAAUAAAUUGGAGUCAUUGUUUAGAACCAAAGGCAUUGAGGUGGAGUUUUUGGUAAACAAUGACAAUAUGCAAAUCUCAGUUUGGGAUCUUGCAGGACAAUGGAUUUUCCGUACCCUUCAAACUGUACUCUUCCCUCAAACCUACAAUUUUUGUGUUUUUCUUUUUGUGUAUAGCCCUUUAUGUGAAGAAACAUCUUCAAUCAAACCAGAAUCUUGUUUCAGAACUGAGUUGGAAGAGUGGUUGAGUUUUAUCACAUCUAGCACCAAGGUCACGGGGCGUGAUCUUCCCCAAGUUAUUGUUGUGAUUUCUCACAAGGAUAAAGCCAAAUCUAGCUCUUUGAGAUGGGCUCACACCAUAGUGGAAGAAUUGACUAAAAGAUUCACAAAAUUUGUGGAUCUUCGACCUAUUCAAGAGUGUUUCUAUGUGGAUGCUAGAAAGAAGAAGCAAGUUAGCUCUCUUAACAGACACAUUUUUGAGAAUUUCCACAAGUUGUUGAAAGAGAAAUCUCCACAGGUUCCCGAUUUGUGUUUACAACUCACCUCUCUCUUGGUUACAGAAACCAAGAAGAACGAAAGUUUUCCUUUGUGGCCAACCAAAAAGUUUUAUGAUUUCUGUGCUCCACACUUAACAAGCUUUGUUCCAUCAUUUUCUAUUCAUUCUGAUAAUCAUUCCAGGAUAAUAAAAUCUAUUAUAUCCUAUUUGAAUGAUGUUGGAUCCAUCAUUCACAUCUCCAACCUUGAUUACAUCAUUGUCAAUCCCAACUGGCUCACCAAUACCUUUUUAGGUGAGUUGAUAGCUCUGGGUCAACACUUUCAAGCUCAAGAGUCUGAGUCUUCUAAUAGAACAAGCUCUUACGCAAGCAAGAGCGGAUUUGUGAGCGAGAUUGUUUUUGCUAGACUGAUAGAGAAGUUUCUAGGAAAGCAAUCACGCUUUCAAAAUGUGGACAGAAAAGUGCUUGAAAACAUCCUUAUCAAUUUAGAUUUGUGUUUCAAGCUGGAAAAUACUUCUGAGUAUUUCAUUCCUUCUUUCAUUCCUGAGCAUGCAAGCAAGGAGAAACAGAAUGAUCUAGAAGGGGCGCAUGUGAUGAAGUGGGAAAAUCGGAGUGAGAUUUUGCAGUUCGUCGGCAUUCGGAUUGAAUGCCAAGAUUGGAUAACAAUGUCACUAACAGCUGCUUUUUUUCCACGCUUCCAGAUGUUCAUGAGACGCAAGUUGAUAUCCGAGAUGGGUGUUUCCGAGGAGAAUGUGACCUGCUGUCGACAUUAUCUACGACUUUUCCUUGACGGGCAUCGGAUAUAUAUCGAGCACGUUCAGAGUGAAAAGUCCGACAAAUUUGUAGAUGUUCUGAUGUUAUGCUCGAGUAAGAAGUCAAAGGAGGCAGCUAUUACAUAUGUGAGGAAGCAUAUCGUCCAGGAAUUGAUAUCAUUUUGCGCAUCACCAAAAGGCUGUCCAGGGGUGGCGUUAGUGCUUAGUGUGAUCCAAACAUGUUGCGUGGAGAUGCUGAUUCCAAGUCAUAUCAGAGGAGCCAUUUUGAUCGAGAAGUUGAAAUCGGACUUCAUUCGUAACAUCAAUGACAAACUUGAGGAAAUGCCCUUGGAAAGGUUGCACUUGAUGGAGAAGGAAGAGUUGUUGCACAUGAUGGAGAAGGAAGAGUUGUUCCACUAUGAGCAGUGUUGGCCUCGGAUUGAAAGUUACACCGGCGAAAUAUCUGAACUAGCAACGGAUUUGUUGUGGAAGAGCGAUGUGGAUGCAGUUGUGAAUGAGAUUUGCCAGAAUCAAAUUCAACAAUUGGAGUCAUUGCAGAAAGCUAUAGAUGGAGUGGACAAUGAUUUGGCUCAGUGUUAUCCUGAAGCUGAAAACAUGGUUAGCGACUCGAAUCUCCCACAAAUGAAAGACCUCAAACCACUCACAUCCAGGUCCUUGAGUCGGGCCAGCACAAGUGUGGAAAGUCCUUCGACCCGAUUUGUUGUGUCCAAGAUAAAGGAGCUAGAAGAAAAGAUAGUACAAAAGCUUGAUGGUUUGGAUGAGAGGUUAAGAUCAAUGCAGAGCUCAAUGGGACAGAUACUCUCUGUGCAACAAGAGCUGCAGUCAACGUUGAUUGUCUUCAUCUCUAAGGUGGACAGGAUCAUUGGCUAUUCGCCAACGUUUCAGCAGAGGAAAACGCCCAAACGACCUUAUUUUACGGACGAUGUGGGACGUUUCCAUAGGUUGAAUGCAGUUUUCCAUGUCGGAACAACCGUUCGAUUACACUUGAUGUGUGAGUCGGUCACUGGGUUUCACACUGUCAAAGAGCAAGAAGGAUUGAAGUUACGAUUGGAUUGGGAAAAUUGGGGGUGGAUUCGGAAAACUAUUGAAAUUUCAUACAAAGUCAUAUAUUAUGCUGCAAAGGCUGCACUAACUAAGUUCUGCGAGUUGGGCGAUGCGAUUCCGGCUUGGGCAGAUUUGGAAUCAGAUAUUGUUAAACUAGAUGUUAGCAGUGAAGAUCGCAAGGCAGUUUUAACAGGUGGGGAUAGCCAGGAGCUGCAACAAGCAUGGUUGAGGAUUAAGCAAAUUCUUGCGCCUGAGCUUCAAAAUCGCUAUUCCAAAAUCUUCAAGUUGUAUCAGGUGAAGUACGUGAGUUUAGAAAAAGGUGGGUAUGCAUGGGUAUGCGAGAAGUGCAUGAAUAAAGGCCUUCGUAGUGGAAGUUUGACAGUGGAAGUUUGACAUAUUAGGAUUUAGAAGAGGUUAGAAUGCCACUAUGCAAUUGGCAAGCAUAUGUUUAGACCCUCAUGCAAUAUACAACUCUGCAAAUUCUUCUUUGCAGCUUUCACAAGG